UCAGAAUUGACUUUACAGGGACUUACAGGCAAUGCAGCGGCGCCCGCGCAUGCGCAAUGUUGCGGUACACAGGAUUUUGAAGACGACGACGACGACGAAGAAACUUCAGUUCGCCUCGUGCUCUGGAUGUGUCGGCACAACUAGGACUACAGGAGAGUUUCACUGUUGAACACCCAUGUCGGUUCUACUUUGCAAGCAGAUCUGAAAUCCAGGAGAAGGAGAUCCGGUCAGGAGCAUUUGAACUGCGAACCAAGCAGGAGCAUGACAGAGAGACCAAAUAUGGAGACAAGGACCAUACUCCGAGUUAUAGUUUGUGACAACGACAUCAGAAAAAUCGUACUUCCUUUGAAACCACAGACAGUUGACUCACUGUUGGAACAACUUGAAGAAAAGCUGGGACUUCAGUACAAGUUCACACUUCAGUUUGAGGAUCCAGACUUCAACAAUUCCCUUGUGAAUCUUACCGACAUUGCUGAUUUGCCAGAUAAACCCACACUGAAGAUUGUCUCACUUGUGACGACACCAACCCCUAGCACAGCUGACACUGAAAUCCUGUCUGUGGCUUCUGAUGAUCCAUGUCAUAGUCUACGUACUGCAUGGCCAGAAACUUUCGAGAUCCAUAAUUUUCCUGUUGAUGUUGAAUACAGAUUACGUCAGGGAAAUCUACAGUACAUGCGAGAUCAAACAUAUCUACAAUUGUCAGGAGAGCUUAAGCAUGAGAUUCUUGAAAAACUCUCUGAGACAAUAUACAGUUACAAAGCUUACCCAAAUAAGGAAGAUUUCGAGGCUGUUGCUGCUGCUUUGAUAAAAAAACAUCCCUGCCUUACCCAGCCUGGCUCAUCUAAGGGGUGGAAUGGGUGGUAUGAUAGCCUUAGAUGGAAAAUGGGUAAUUACCACUCAAAACUGCGUCGAGCUGGAUGUUUGGAGGUAUCCAUAAAUGGUGGAAAAAGAAGAGGACAGCAGCCUCAGAGAAACGUCAAAAGACCCAAGAGGUUUGAAAUAAAUUUCCUACCGAAUUUCCCUGAUGGUGAAGAUGAAGCCUGCAUGGAAUCCAAAAGGAAAGAGAUGGUGGAAGAGAUGAAGAAACGUCGUCUUAAUUCUGCACUGAUAGCCCAGAACAUGAAUUCUACUUUUGCCUUGUGUAGAAAGGAAUUGAUAGAGAAGGAGCCUGCAGUGAAGAACACGGUGGAAAGGUGGCCAGCCCUCUUCACAAAUGGUCAGGUGAGUAAAUAUUCUUGUUUGUUGGUUACAUAUAUCAUUUCAUCUUGAACAUUUUCUAAGCAAAUUGAUCAUUAACCACUUUUCAGAUUGAUGUUUAAAGGGAUAGUUCACCCAAAAAUGAAAAUUAGCCCAUGAGUUACUCACCCUCAAGUCAUCCUAGGUGUAUAUGACAUUCUUCUUUCAGACGAAUACAAUCUGAGUUAUAUUAAAAAAGUUCAGGCUAAUCCAUGCAUUGUAAUGGCAGUAAUAGUUGCUCUGUUUCUGAAGUCUAUAAAAAGUGCAUCUGUCUGUCAAAUAACGUGCUCCUUGCGGCUCUGGGGUGUUGAUAAAGGUCUUCUGAAGAGAAUCGAUGCGUUUGUGGAAGAAAAAUAUCCAUAUUUAAAACUUAAGUAAAGCCUCGGCCGACCGCCUUCUG
Messenger RNA from Megalobrama amblycephala (Wuchang bream), 1636 nucleotides. RefSeq lists its product as uncharacterized. The transcript is spliced from 3 exons. NCBI's taxonomy places the organism in Eukaryota, Metazoa, Chordata, Actinopteri, Cypriniformes, Xenocyprididae. The coding region runs from base 262 to 1269 and encodes 335 amino acids. The record is from RefSeq and is a predicted model, not a curated record.